Messenger RNA from Melitaea cinxia (Glanville fritillary), 984 nucleotides. RefSeq names its product piggyBac transposable element-derived protein 4-like. Lineage: Eukaryota; Metazoa; Arthropoda; Insecta; Lepidoptera; Nymphalidae. Bases 1 to 984 code for a protein of 327 amino acids. The record is from RefSeq and is a predicted model, not a curated record. The transcript has a single exon.
AUGACCAUAAAGCGUUUCAAGAAGAUAUUGCGAAAUCUGCACCUGAAUGAUAAUGCACAUAUACCAGACAAGACAAGCGAGGAUUAUGACAAACUUUACAAAAUACGCCCAUUAUUGGAUCUUAUCAAUCAGGCAUCUCAGAAAAAUGCCAAAGACUCUUCAUCCCAAAGUAUUGAUGAAUCGAUGAUUCUCUUCAAAGGCCGAUCUUCCAUGAAACAGUAUAUGCCGCUGAAACCAAUAAAAAGAGGCUACAAGGUAUGGUGUCGCUGUGACAGUAAAACUGGGUACCUGUAUGAAUUCUACAUAUACACUGGAAAAUCAGAAACCGGAACAGAGGAAGGACUAGGAUCCAAAGUUGUGAAGAAGUUGACUGAAAAGCUGAUAAAUAAAGCACUGGAGGAAUAUCAUAUUAUUGUUACAUUUGACAAUUUCUUCUGUGAAUACACUCUAAUGCAAUAUCUAUAUGAAAAUUGCAUUUAUGCUACCGGAACCGUACGAAGACACAGAACACAUCUGCCUGUACUUGUCAAAACUAAACAGAAGCUUGCAAAAGGGCAAUAUAAAUGGAGAGUGAAGGGAAAUGUAUCUUUCUUAGUUUGGCAAGACACCAAGGAGGUUUUACUAUUGAGUAAUGCAUUCCAUCCAAAAGUUGGCAAAACCACUGUCUUACGGACUCAGAAAGAUGGCACAAAACAAGAAAUCAGUUGCCCUUUAGCAAUAAAGGAGUAUACUAAAAGGAUGGGAGGCGUUGAUCGCUUUGAUCGCAUAAAAGGUACCUAUUCAGUUGGUAGAAGGAGUAGGAGAUGGUGGGUCCGCAUAUUCUUUUUCCUUUUAGAUGCAAGUAUAACAAAUGCAUACUUGUUAUAUUGCCAAAAUACGAAUGCGACAAAACUAAGCCAUCUUGAAUUUCGAGUCUCUGUUGCUAGAGGACUAUUCCGCCUCAUGCCAAAAACAAACAACAAAGCCACAAACUCCAGCCGUUAG